AAAGCUUUUUUCUGACUUUAAUCCGUUUUUGGUAUAAAUAGGAAGCUGUGUUAGAAUUUUCAGCUCAUUUCAAGUUUUUCUUUUGUGCUGUUUGUGUCCGUUUUAAAGUGCAACUAUGUUCCGUCUGCUGGUGAUUCUGGCCUGCUUGGCCAUCAGUGUGCAUGGAUAUGCCAAUGGAGCUCCGAAGACCGCCUGCGGGGAUCUGACGCCCCAGCAUGGUGCCAAGUUGCAGACGGAUAAGCCGCCGUACUUUAUCUCCGGGCUGACCCAUGUGCGCGGGAACGAGAAGCUGACCCUGAAACUGGAGGGCGGCGAUUUCCUGGGCUUCAUUAUUCAGGCCCGCGAUGGCCAGAACCGCGUCGUUGGCCAGUUCCAUGUGGUGGAUGCCCAGCACUCGCAGACCUUGGACUGCUCCGCCAAGGGCGACACCCUCACCCACCUGAAGGCCACUAAGGGAAGUCCGCUGACAUCUCUGGAGUUCGACUGGGCGCCGCCAGCAGGAUACAAGGGCAACGUCAAGUUCAUGGCCACCGUGGUGCAGACCGGAUUCGUUUACUGGGUGGGCCGAGUCACCAAGGACGUCACUGUGGAGUAGGGCCACACAUUGCCCCGUUCCCAGCUUGUGAUAGACAUUUUUAAUGCUCCGAUUAGCUUUGGAGAGUAGUAUUUUUGAAAAUAAAGUCGAAAGUUCGUUGAA
Drosophila elegans is the source of this 697-nucleotide messenger RNA. RefSeq names its product defense protein l(2)34Fc (gene l(2)34Fc). Gene Ontology annotation, molecular function: oxidoreductase activity, acting on metal ions. NCBI's taxonomy places the organism in Eukaryota, Metazoa, Arthropoda, Insecta, Diptera, Drosophilidae. Bases 116 to 595 code for a protein of 159 amino acids. The record is from RefSeq and is a predicted model, not a curated record. The transcript has 2 exons.